Pangasianodon hypophthalmus (striped catfish) is the source of this 2165-nucleotide messenger RNA. It is a transcript of the gene jmjd6, whose product is annotated as jumonji domain containing 6, arginine demethylase and lysine hydroxylase. The transcript has 6 exons. The coding region runs from base 261 to 1472 and encodes 403 amino acids. Lineage: Eukaryota; Metazoa; Chordata; Actinopteri; Siluriformes; Pangasiidae. Gene Ontology annotation, biological process: phagocytosis. The record is from RefSeq and is a predicted model, not a curated record. Gene Ontology annotation, molecular function: histone H4R3 demethylase activity; P-TEFb complex binding. Gene Ontology annotation, cellular component: nucleus; cytoplasm.
AGUACCCCCCCCUCCCCCCUCCCCCCUCCCGAGAAGUUUCCCGUCUCCGAUAAUCGUUACAGAAAGAAACAAUUUUUUUUGUUCUUGUUAAUCCGGAGGUGGUUUCAAGACAGAAACUUGAAUAAGUUAGCUCCUGAUUUCGCUUUACUGCUUGUUUGCUAGUCAGUUUUAUCGCUCCGUUCACUGGUACCUUGUGGAGAGCUAGCCUCGCCGGCUAACCACUUUUUCUGGAGACUCCGCUUGAAACACACCUAGAAGGAAUGAACCACAAAAGUAAGAAACGAAUCAAAGAAGCGAAACGGAGUGCUAGACCUGAACUAAAGGAUUCACUUGACUGGACAAAACAUAACUACUUCGAGACUUUUGAUCUUUCGCACCGGACAGUGAAGGACAAUGUGGAGCGGGUGGAUGCCUUGCACCUGAGCCCAGAAGAGUUCAUUCAGCGCUUCGAGAAACCGUACAAGCCUGUAGUUCUUCUUAAUUGCCAGGAGUCAUGGCCUGCCCGGGAGAAAUGGACCCUGGAACGCCUGAAGCGCAAGUACCGUAACCAGAAAUUCAAGUGUGGGGAGGACAAUGAUGGCUACUCUGUGAAGAUGAAGAUGAAGUACUAUGUUGAAUAUAUGGAGUCCACGCGAGAUGACAGUCCGCUCUAUAUCUUCGACAGCAGUUUCGGUGAGCAUGCCAAACGCCGCAAGCUGCUUGAAGACUAUCAGGUGCCACUCUUCUUUAGAGAUGAUCUCUUUCAAUUUGCUGGAGAGAAGCGCCGACCACCUUACAGGUGGUUUGUGAUGGGCCCUGCACGCUCUGGCACAGGCAUUCACAUCGACCCACUGGGCACGAGUGCAUGGAAUGCCCUGGUGCAGGGUCAUAAGCGCUGGUGCCUGUUCCCCACACACACACCACGUGAGCUUAUCAAGGUGACACGAGAAGUGGGCGGCAACCAGCAGGAUGAGGCCAUCACCUGGUUCCGUGUGAUUUACCCACGCACACAAUUACCUUCCUGGCCUGCUGAAUUCAGGCCACUGGAGGUUCUGCAGCGCCCUGGAGAAACUGUCUUUGUUCCUGGUGGCUGGUGGCAUGUUGUCCUCAACUUGGAGACUACCAUUGCAGUCACUCAGAACUUCGCAAGUACCACAAACUUUCCCAUUGUUUGGCACAAGACUGUUCGUGGGCGGCCUAAACUCUCCAGGAAGUGGUACAGAAUUCUAAAACAGGAGCGGCCAGAUUUAGCGGCGCUGGCAGACAAAGUGGACCUGCAGGAGUCCACAGGCAUUGCUUCAGACAGCUCUAGUGACUCCUCAUCCUCCUCUUCCUCUAGUUCCUCUGAUUCUGAUUCAGAGGCUGAAUCAGGCUCUGAGGGUGAUGCCAUGACCCAUCGCAGGAAGAAGCGAAGAACCUGUGUCAUGAUGGAAAAUGGUGAUAGCACAAGCCAAGAUGACUGUGUGAGCAAAGAGCGUAGCUCCUCUCGAUGACCUUCUCCCUUGCUCCACCAGAGGGAUCUCUCACUUUCUCUCACUCUGGUUUGCUUCCCAGAUAAAUCACUAAUGACUUAAUUGGCACACGAACAAAGGAAUGUCCAUAUGUACAUGGUAUUUGUUUGACAGAGUGAACACGAAAUACUGGCGUAAGGAUUAUGUCUGUGGUCUUUGCAUAAUGGCAGGCUGUACAGUACAUCCUUUUUCUUGCCCUAUUGAUAAAUUCUUAUAUUGGGAUGAGUGUUGGUAGUGAUGUGUUCAUCUUCCACACUCUAUCUCACUUAAUAUACUGGAGAUGGCUUAUUUGUAAGUGUAAUUUUGCCUUCUUUGGCUUCCUCCUUACUGAUCUGUUACUGUUGUUCAGUAUUGUUAUGCCCAAGCUUUACACUUAUGGAUCCUGAUGCAGUAUAAACUAAAGUAACUAUAUGAACAUUGUUGCUUGAUAACAUGUAUCAGCCCAUAUGGCUGCAUUACUGCAGGGGUUUUAUGAAUACUGAAUUCACGUUUGAUUUUAUAUUUCUGAAGUUCACUUUUUAGUAGAGUAAUACUCCAGUUUUUAAUCUAUGUACUGCAUCUCUAGUGUAUAUGCACACAAUUACAAUACACUUCUCUGUACUGAGAAUCGAACGCUCCCUCCUCCUGGAAAUCUAAAGGUGGUAUUAAAAUGUCAAUAAAUGUUUGUGAUACAUA